AUGAUACUUCGUCAUCUUGGUCGGGCUGUGGGCGGUCUUCUCAAUGCCUGGCUGUUCUCCGGGCAACGACCAGCGAAAGGGACCACAGCCCGCACCACAAGCUCGAAUCAGGACGACGCGGAGAAAGAGUCGGCCUCAUCAGAUUCUGCUAGCGAGGCUUUCGAGUUGCACAAGCCUCGAAGUCGGCAAGACCGCUAUGCGAUCAAGGGGCUUGUGUGGUUAUGGCGCCACCCAGCGAGCUUCAUUUUUUUCAUCGGUACCACCUACAAAUGGGCUCUAGCCGCUCUGUACAGUCUCCUGGCCAAAUUGCACGAACCUGUGCUGUCUGCAAACACCCUUUGGGCAGAGCAAUCCGAAGCCUGGCGCGCAGCACAUGGCAGCGAAGCAGUUUCCAUUUUGAUCUUUGCGCUAAGUAGCCGUGAAGAGCUACUCCACGCCUACACGCUCUACGUCACGAUGACAGGCGCCAAGCCAUCUCAUCUCGACACAUCACCGCGACUGGUUCUGUCAGAACGACUGCGUCGUAAGCUUAUAAGGCUCACUAGCCGAGCUCAGAUGUACGACAUUGCAGAAUGGCUCUGCGACGAUCUUCAGAGGAAGGCGCCCGUUGACACGGACGGGUCGCGAAGACUCGAGGAGGGCACGUUGCGUACGCUCGUCAUGCACUACGCUCGACUGGGCGCAUCGGAUCUGGUCCAAUCUACGCAUCAGACCCUGAUGCGACAGGCCCCACAAGCGGAGGAUGCCUUCGGUCUGCUGCCAGCGGCUGAAGCGCUUUGUGCCUCAAGGAGGGGUGACUUGCCCGGUGUCAUGCGGGCUUAUGGCCUACAUUUAGAAGACGGCCAGCCCUUUGGUUCAGUCUUACCGGACGACGCCAAGCUUUCUCUCCCUCGUGCAGCACCACUGCGACUUAUGGAAGCCUUGACUUACGGUGACCAUGUUCCCGAGGCCGAGGCGCUGUACGAUCGCGUGCUUGAAGUGUACGGCCGCGUGACGCCCCAAAUAUUCGACCUCCUGAUGGACAGCUACACAAGACAAGGGGACCUUGGAUCAGCCCUUUCGCUAUAUGACGAGCUGAAGGCAAGCUCAAUGCCCUUGAGUAUCCGGACCUACACAUCCCUUGUCACUGGUUUUGCGCGCCGCAAAGACCCUGAGAGCGCUUAUCGAGCAGUGCAAGCGGCAAUCGCCGACGGUCUGAAGCCAGAUCAGAUCAUGUGGAACGCUUUACUCAAUGCUUACGUAGAGUGUGGCCAAUGGGAAGCCAUGACAGCCUUGGCAGAAUGGAUGAGGAACCAUCCUUCUUUAGCUAUGCGGCCUUCGGCCGACACGCACAACAUCCUACUUAAAGGCCAAAUGAUGAGUGGAAGUAGCCCCGGGAGAGUGAGAGAACUGUUCGACGAUAUCCGCAAAAGCCACCGCCCAAACGAACACACUUGGGCAUAUCUUCUGCAAACGUAUUGUGACCGCGGACUACUGAAAGAAGCCUUUCAAAUCUUUCAACAGCUUGACGACGCUUUGCGAAAGCCAUACGUCUCAGCGCACAAGGGCGGUGGUGCGACGGGCUGGCAUUUCACAAUCCUCAUGCACGCUUACAUCCGGCACAAGCGUUUCAAUGAAGGUCGCCAAGUAUUCGAGGAAAUGCAGAGGCGUGGCAUACAACCCAACAACGUCACUUGGGGUGUCGUCAUCUCGGGAUACGCGCGGAUGCGUCAUGGCGAGGGUCUGUCUAUUGCGAAAGAGAUAGCGGAUCGCGCUGCUAUCGAGUCGAGUCAGCCUCCACACCUCCACGAUACGACGUGGAGCACACCUGCACUUCGCCAACGUAUUCAUUCACAAGCGUUGUACCUCCCAAUUUUGUUAGCAGCUACACGGAGCGGCAAUCCGAAAGAGGCACAAGACGCAGUACAAAGCAUUGCUGCUUUGGGCAUUCGAGUCUCUUCUCACACAUGGAUCACCCUGUUGGAUGUUCAUCGCAAGUCCCGCGAUCUCGACGCUGUGGCACGAGUAUGGGACUCCAUCUUCAGGGACGCGAUCAAGCAACGUGACGGAAAAUACACACUCGAGGACGGUGUUGCUGCGCAAGCUGAGCACGAAGCAACGGGAGUUCAUCCGCCACUCAAGCUUCCCGACGUUAGAUCGUAUACGCGCAAUUUGCUCUGCGUGCCCCUCUCUAUGGCGAUCGAUGCGUGUUCUGCGGCGGGACGACACGACGACGUCGGCCGACUGUGGGCGCAGGUGAGAGACAACGGAUUUGCGUUUGAUCCACAAAAUUGGAACGACCUAGUCGUAGCCUUGCUCAGAGCAGGCCGACUCGAGGACGCGCUACGCAUUGUCAACGACCUCUUGCUCGAGGCCGAUCACCAGCCACCACCUGGCGUCUUGAAAGGUGGACACGAAGCUUCUGGUACACCGGACGAUGACGAGAGCUCUCGGCUCGGUGACGAGAGUUCUAUUGGUCAUGCCGAUGCCGAAGUGUCUGCCACCGAAGGCGAAGCAUCAGCAGCGCAAGUUCACGACAGCAGCAAUCCAUCAAGCGGCGUCAAGGAGCCCAUCAUCAUCAAUGGCGAGAUUGUGUUCUCAGAUGCAGACUUAAUCAAGCAAAGAGAGCCCACGUACCCUAUCUACCCCCGUCAGCGCCGCGUCAUGUCCUUCCAGGUUCGGGAGCCGGUGAGACAGGUCAGACGACCGCCCCGACCCAUUUCAAGGGCUUCCUUUACACCCGUAGAGGAGAAAGCGAAGAGUCGACAAGUUCGACCAUUCUACCCGACUUUGCUGCAGCACGAUUUCGGCGCAGAGAGUGCGCCUGAUCUUGCAGCAGCGACUCGACCUUUCUUCCCAGUUGAGUCUGAGCUCGAUCCCUUAUCGAACGAACUGGUCCAUGAGCUCGCAUGGACUCUCGAUCGGAGCCGAGACGAGGCUUCGGGUGCAGCAUUGAGGGCCGCUUCGAUAUAUCCAUUGGACGACGAGGUAGGGCGUUGGCAGACUCAAGCCGGACACCAAGCAGAUGUCUCAGCAUCUGUCUAUGCUGCUGAUGACACAGAGGGUGACGUCCCGACUGAGAGCGGCGCAGACAUUAACGAGCAAAUGUCUUUUGCAAUCAAAGAUGCUGACUUUGAGGAGCCCAAUUCGGCUUUGGUCGAGGCGUUAGUCCGACGCGCCGAUGCCGGAGACUUCACAAGUAGACGCUUCACCGCUGCACCUCCAUCACCUUCAACAAGGGCGCACAAAGGGUCGCGUUCACCCAAAGUAUCCAAGGAAACCAAGAGAUCACGAUCAUUCAAAGCAUCCAGAGGCUUGGUGGACCGAAAGAGUGAAUCUCAAAUAACAGAGGACAUUGAGGCAGGCCCAGACAAACAUAGACAGGAUCAUCCCGAACAAGGGUCGCGUUCACCCAAAGUAUCCAAGCAAACCAAGAGAUCACGAUCAUUCAAAACAUCCAGAGGCUUGGUGGACCGGAAGAGUGAAUCUCAAAUAACAGAGGACAUUGAGGAAGGCCCAGACAAACAUAGAAAGGAUUCUCAUCCCGAACAAGGGUCGCGUUCACCCAAAGUACUUAAGGAAUCCAAGAGAUCACAAUCAUUCAAAGCAUCCCGAGGCUUGGUGGACCGGAAGAGUGAAUCUCAAAUAACAGAGGACAUGGAGGAAGGCCCAGACAACCAUAGACAGGGUUCUCAUCCCAAACAAGAUGUUGAGACGGGUGAUUUCGAGGAAGAGGACGCACCCGAAGAUAUUCUUUCCGACCCACCUCCCUACAUGGAGUACCUAGACCGAGUUGCACAUGGCCACGUCAAUGACUUCCAAGCUAACUCGGCGCAGAAAAGCCUACUUUCCGGUCCGCGCGCUCGAAGCUUCUGGUUCGCCAACUCUGAGACUCUGGUGUCCAUCCUAGCCACGAUGCGCAAGCUGCGUGAUAAACGUUUCAACCCAAGGGAGCCAUACGCAGUACCUGGAGCGGUCAGGGUCGAUCGCGCCCUGCGCAUGUAUCCGCGAGCUGCCGGACGGCUCUACUCCUACUCUCGCAGCCUGGUUUAUCGUGAAGACGAGAGGAAGCUGCGCGCUCAGAGAGGCUGGCUGGAAGACGAACGCGGUCCAAAUGUGCCGAAGGAACUCAAUACUUUGCUUGGCUCUCUGCCCGAACGUCCCGACCAGGACAGCAACGACUCGCUGAGUGACUUGGACAGGAUCAGGCAGGAUCCUUCAUUCUGGACUUUCGCCAAGAAACCGAGUGGAUCCCCUACUAGGCGAGACCUACCGAAGCCGAGUAGAUUCUACCCUGCGCCAGACACACUAGGCAAAGAUGAGGAAACUACGACGCAAGACAAAGGUUUGGCAGACGCCUCUUCGGAUCAUACGCGCUCUCACUCAACGCCUUCGGCACAGGGGCCAAGUGACAAAUACGGCGCGCGAGAUCGAAGGGCGACGCGCGGCACCUCUGGCUCUUCGAAGACGCCCCUUCCAGCCGCACGUCCUCCAGGGCCGCCCGUCCCGCCCCACUUGUUGCGCCGACAGUAA
This is a messenger RNA of Ceraceosorus bombacis, 4512 nucleotides long. The record is from the annotation of a GenBank genome assembly. NCBI's taxonomy places the organism in Eukaryota, Fungi, Basidiomycota, Exobasidiomycetes, Ceraceosorales, Ceraceosoraceae.